UCACCGCUUGGGCUUUGACCAUAGUGGCCGAAGGAUCUACCAUCAUGGACCCUAAACGGUUAGUGAAGAGAGGAGACACAAUCCGUGUUUGUGGAAGAAUGCUUGUAGAGACUCUCAGCCUCCUCUGCAACGGCGAAUACUACGACCCCAGUGAAACCAACAACGUUGGAAGAAGGAACUUGGCUCCUCCCAUGAUUGAUCCUUACCAGAACUGGGUCGCUGUCGCCCUUUCACCCAGAAAUCGAGAUGAAGUUGAAUCUCACACCAGCUCAGACCAGCUGCCCACUUCCCCACUUUACAAACGAUUUCAACCAGGAGGAGUUGUCGACGAAUGUUGCAGAAAACCUUGCUCCCCAUCCACCCUGCUCUCAUACUGCAGGACCGACUAAAUGACUGCUCACCAUCUUCGAGGACAACCGGAUACGACUGGAAAAGGACACUUUGUUUGUUUUUAGUCAUUGAUGAGCAGCUUCUAUUUUUUAACAUUAAAUAAUGAAAGCUUUAAUUGAAAUUGACUUAAAUUUCUUGUAAUUUUUUAUCUGGUCAAACAUAUAUUUUCAA
Molecule: messenger RNA, 561 nt
Organism: Argiope bruennichi
Lineage: Eukaryota; Metazoa; Arthropoda; Arachnida; Araneae; Araneidae
Product: insulin-like
Exons: 2
Coding region: 45-389 (114 amino acids)
Cellular component (GO): extracellular region
Molecular function (GO): hormone activity
Source: RefSeq, a predicted model, not a curated record